Molecule: messenger RNA, 975 nt
Organism: Aspergillus luchuensis
Lineage: Eukaryota; Fungi; Ascomycota; Eurotiomycetes; Eurotiales; Aspergillaceae
Product: mitochondrial 37S ribosomal protein mS38
Exons: 3
Coding region: 1-975 (324 amino acids)
Biological process (GO): mRNA processing
Cellular component (GO): mitochondrion
Source: RefSeq, a predicted model, not a curated record
AUGCUGUCGUCCUCACUGCGCCGGGCUGCAUGGGCUCCUAUGGGGCCCAUCGCCGGCAUGUCUCGCGCAACCAGCCAAAGUAUUACUACCUCCGCGAACGGCCUCAUCGGCUCGUCACAACAUACGCCUGCGAAGGGAGUGAAUUCUGCAGAGAAACGUGAGGGGAAGGCUUCCAGACGGAGGGGCAAGGAUAGCAACGGCCGCAAUGGCUCCAAGCAGCCGACGGCUUUUUCCCGACUUCCUAGUGUUCCCUCUACCCAACACCUCCAGCCGCAUGACGUUCACGUCGCCUCCUUCUUUUCCAUCCACCGACCCAUCUCCGUUUCCACCACCGUUCCUCCGACCUCGACCCCCGAAGCCUUCGACGCCAUCUUCACCGCAAAGAAGCCGGCUAAGCCUGAGGUGGACGAUGUCAUCUUCACCCUCUCCUCCGCCGUCAACUCCAUGGAGAACUCCGCUGCCCACUCCGGCGAGCAGGAGGGCUCUCUGCAGUACUUCGACAUGGAAGGCAACCAGCUGGAUGGCAUGAACCUUUCCGAUCUGAAAGUCUCCGUCGAGGAACUCACCAAGCGUCUCCGUCCCUUCCACCCUCCUCCGCCGCCCGUUCCCUUCGACGAAGCGAAGAACAUGGCUUCCUCCGAGUUCGAGGACGUCCCCCGGGAGACCUCCAGCUACUCCACCGUCCUGACCAUCCACGAGUCGAUACACUCGGAUGGUCGCAAGACCUACGAGGCUCACACUGGUCCCUUCGUGCCCUCCGGUGAGAUGGAAGCUCCCGGUGCCAUUGGAGAGAGCGAGGCCAUCAUUGAUGUCCCCCACAACUCCGGCACCACCUACAUGGAGCGUAUCCGCAACAACCGCACCAUGCACGCCAUUAGCACCAAGAGACGUCGCAGACUGAAGAUGAAGAAGCACAAGCUGAAGAAGCUGCGCAAGAGGACAAGGACCCUGAGACGGAAGCUUGAGAAGGCUUGA